Molecule: messenger RNA, 1390 nt
Organism: Fusarium vanettenii 77-13-4
Lineage: Eukaryota; Fungi; Ascomycota; Sordariomycetes; Hypocreales; Nectriaceae
Exons: 8
Coding region: 28-1140 (370 amino acids)
Molecular function (GO): methyltransferase activity
Source: RefSeq, a predicted model, not a curated record
CAUCGUAACAGCAACAACUAAUCCAACAUGGCAGGCAGCAGUCCCCCAAAGAGCAGCAGCCCAAAGAGCCGAUCUCCCGCAUCGCCGAGGUCGCCUCAAUCCCCAGAGGCUGCUGCCCAAUCACUCGAGCAGGCCCAAGCGGGCGUGAUCGAGGUUGAUGAGGAGGCUGGCGAGGAGGAUCCAACCCUUGGAUCCGACGCCGAGAGCUCUACCGCUUCCCUCUCGUCGAGUAUUCUUGAUUACCGCACCAUCAACGGCAGGACAUACCACAGCGACAGGGGAAACGCUCAAUACUGGGGCGCCAACGAUGAACGACAAAGCGAAGCUAUGGAUAUUGGCCACCACAUGUGGACCUUGUCCCAGGAUGGAGCACUUCACUUGGCUCCUUUGAAAGAUGAUAUCCAAAAAGCACUUGAUAUUGGAACAGGAACUGGUAUAUGGGCCAUCGACUUUGCCGACGAGUACCCCCAGUGCGAAGUCAUCGGCACCGACGUCUCCCCUAUCCAGCCUGGCUGGGUCCCGCCAAACUGCAAGUUCGAGAUCGAAGAUUGCAACCAAGAGUGGACAUUCGACUCGGAUUCUUUCGACUACGUUCACUUCCGCUACCUGAUCGGAUGCAUCCCCGACUGGCCAGCGCUGUUCAAGCAGGCAUAUCGGGUCCUCAAGCCAGGUGGUUGGAUCGAGAGUUUCGAAGUCUCGCCAACCGUCACGAGUGACGACAACACGGUUGGGCCGGAUUCUGCCCUGGCCCAAUGGGAUAAGCUGUUUAUCGAUGCUUCAAAGAAGAUUGGAAACAGCUUCACCGUGGUUGCUGAUAAUAUCCAAAAGCCUGCUAUCGAAGAGGCUGGAUUUGUCAACAUCAAGGAGUGGAACGGCAAAUGUCCCCUGAGUCCUUGGCCCAAGGACCCCAAGCUAAAGGAGAUAGGCCGUUUCGGUCAAGUCUUUGGCACUCAAGACCCUGAAGGCUUCGUAAACUUUGUCACCACCCUCCUGGGCUGGUCGUCGGACGAGGUCCACGUCUACCUCGCCCGUUUCAGAAGCGAGCUGCGAAACCUAAAGCAUCACCCGUACGUCCUUCUCAAGACGGUUUGGGCACAGAAGCCGCUGGACGCUGAGCCGCCCACGACCGAGCAGGCCUAGAUGGGGUGAGAAAUUCACUGGGGAGUGGGGGUGUUUUCUGAGCAUGUGCCGAAAUUUGGCAUCCUGGAGAGGCAAAGUUGACUUUCAUGUUUCGUUAUUCUCCUAGAGAUCGAUCUUGUAGCGAGGCUUUUGAGAAUUUCCUGCGUUUUUACCACCAUAUACUUGUCUACCUGUUUUAUGUCCCGCAUAGGUUGCUCUACAUUGUCUUGUUUCCUCUGUUCCAGAUAAUUUACACUUUUUCAUCGGUUAG